Messenger RNA from Frankliniella occidentalis (western flower thrips), 2587 nucleotides. It is a transcript of the gene SCCRO, whose product is annotated as DCN1-like protein 1. The coding region runs from base 175 to 966 and encodes 263 amino acids. The record is from RefSeq and is a predicted model, not a curated record. The transcript has 5 exons. Gene Ontology annotation, molecular function: ubiquitin conjugating enzyme binding; ubiquitin-like protein binding; cullin family protein binding. NCBI's taxonomy places the organism in Eukaryota, Metazoa, Arthropoda, Insecta, Thysanoptera, Thripidae. Gene Ontology annotation, biological process: positive regulation of ubiquitin-protein transferase activity; protein neddylation. Gene Ontology annotation, cellular component: ubiquitin ligase complex.
GACUCCCUCCGCGAUCUCUAGAGUCGUUUUUUUUGCUGUGGUGGCCCCCUGUGUGCUAAUCCUUAAACGAUUUUAACGUUUGUCUCAGUCUUCCCAUUUCAAUACUUGUUUCAUGUAUAUUCUGCCCUCGUCUCAUGGUCUCCCUGUUUACUGACCUCAUUGCCUAGUAUUAAAAUGCACAAGCUUAAGUCAUCGCAGAGAGAUAAAGUCAAAAAAUUUAUUGCUUUCACUCAAACUGGUGAAGCUACAGCAAUAUUUUGCCUUGCUCAGAAUGAAUGGAAGUUGGAGCUUGCAUCGGACAAUUAUUUUCAGAAUCCUCAUGUUUAUUAUAAGGAGCCAAAAGUGUCAGUAGAUAGAAAAAGGCUAGAACUGUUAUUUAAUAAAUACAAAGACCCUCAGGAGACAGAUAAAAUGACUGCUGAUGGUAUAGUAAGGUUUUUGGAUGACUUAAAUUUAAGUCCGGAUUCUAAAUUGGUUCUGAUAAUUGCCUGGAAGUUUCGAGCUGCUGCUCAGUGUGAAUUUUCAAGAGAAGAAUUUAUGACGGGCAUGACGGAAUUGGGAACGGAUUCAGUUGAAAAGUUAAAGGCGCGGCUACCAUCAUUAGAUGCUGAGCUAAAAGAUAAUUUAAGAUUUAAGGAUUUCUAUCAGUUUACAUUUAACUAUGCUAAGAACCCUGGACAGAAAGGCUUGGAUUUGGAUAUGGCCAUCACAUACUGGAAUAUUGUGCUUCAAGGGAAAUUCCGGUUUCUAGAUUUGUGGUGCAAGUUUCUCCAGGAUCAUCACAAGUGCUCCAUACCUAAAGAUACAUGGAACCUACUUCUGGAUUUUGCCUUGGUUAUUAGCGAAGAUAUGGAUAAUCAUGAUGAAGAAGGGGCAUGGCCUGUCCUUAUUGAUGAUUUUGUAGAAUGGGCUCGACCAAUCGUCAAAGGGUCAAGUACUUUACCUCCUCAUAGUACACAAGUGUAAAGUAAAUUCAUUGUGACAUUUUAUAGGUACACUUUUGUGUGGGUACAUAGAUUGUUUCCUGACUAAUGUGGCCUCUUUCACAAUAUACUUGGGAUAGUUUUCAUUUUCUCAAGAGGUAUGUUAAUAUUUUUUAAAGACACAGAAGAAUUGUGAUGUUGUUAUGUUUGUGAUACAAAGUAUGUUAAAAUUAAAACUAGCCUUACUUUUUUUUUUGUUUUUAUGAAAUUGUUUUGUAAAGAUCUCCUUCACAUUCUUUCAUAGAAGUUUUCUCAAUUUAUAUUUGGGGUGAUGGCUGUCUAUUGUAGGUAGACUCAAAAGUUUUUGUUUAUCAAAACUUGAAAGUCAUCCAUAAUUGUCAGCUGAAAAGAUGGUAGUCAAGUCAUCCGUAUCCUUUUGUUUGUGUUAUUAUCCUGUCAUUACAUUUAUGUACUGCCAUAGAGUCGAGGUACUGUAAGUGCCAUAGGUAAAAAAACACACUAUAGGUAGUGUUUACGUGUGACAGUUCUUUUAUGUGAGUUUUGGAAUAUUUCCAGUGAUUAACAAAAAUUUGGCAAUACAUGAUGUUUGUAAGCUAUGGCUGUGAGUGUUUCAGCACCAUAGCAUUUUAAAAACCUCGAGAACUCUAUGACUCAAGUCAUGUGAUGCCCUCUUGUCAAGGAAGCAUUCACACCCUCACCUGGAAACCUGUUCUUAAAUAUUUUUAUCAUCAUCGAGACACGUAGGCUUCCGUUUAGUUUGAUGUGAAAUAUGUAGUGAUACAGUGGAAUAUUUUCAUUAGCAAAUUUUGAGGGGGAAAUCUUUUAACAUAAUUUGAGUAUAGCAGAUAAAAUAUUUUUAUUGUUACAGCUAUACAUAAGGCAAGCUCAUUAGAAGAUGGUUUCUAGGCAGGUCAGGCAUGGAAUUAUGUAUAGGGCAGACAAGAAUUAACCUGUGAAAUCAUAACGUGUUGAAACUGUGAGCAGUCUUUAGCUUCAGCACCCAUUGUGUAGUUUAAUUUCUAAUUAUCAAAGUAAUGCACAUUCUCAUUUAGAUUUCAUUUACAAGGAAGACAUGUUCUUAAGUUACUUCUCUCUAGUUUGCAUAAGAGUGUCUAUUGAAUUAGCCCCUGUUAGGUUGCUAGUUGAUCUACCGAUAUUUGAGAAGGUAAAAUGGGCCAUUUUCAACAUGUUAAGCUUAAGCAGAUAGUUUUUCUUGUUUAUUACUCAUGAGUGAGUGUGUGGACUGGGCCCAGUUGUUUCUGUUUCUAUGGACAGUUUCGGUAUCCCCCCUAGUUUUCCUUCCAGAUGCAGUACUUGGACUUUAGCGUUUGUGCCCAGCUGUUGAGUUUUUAAGUUGACGUAUUUGUGUUCAAACAAAUCUUUAAACAAAAAUUAUUGUAUCAGAGCAAGAGUAGUGUGAUCAUGAUCGUCAAAAGUACAAAUUUAGAUGCAGUCCAAAUUUAUCAAGAUGGAUUUGUUAUGGUCUGUUGUGUCCAUUGGAAAUUUAAUGUUUUUACAAGAAGUGCAUGUAUUUACUUACAAGACACGUGCACUUUUUCCUAGUACUUUGUGUUGAAAUGAGUGAUGCAGAACUCCUCUCAAAACACUGUACUGUAUUAAAUAAAUUCCUUUAUUUAAACUAA